Molecule: messenger RNA, 1512 nt
Organism: Copidosoma floridanum
Lineage: Eukaryota; Metazoa; Arthropoda; Insecta; Hymenoptera; Encyrtidae
Product: cytochrome P450 9e2-like
Molecular function (GO): oxidoreductase activity, acting on paired donors, with incorporation or reduction of molecular oxygen; heme binding; monooxygenase activity
Source: RefSeq, a predicted model, not a curated record
AUGGAUCCUUGGACGACAGCUCUAUUGUUGACCGCGUGUGGCGCCCUUUAUUACUACUUGAGGAAGAAGCUGCACUUUUUCAAGGUCAUGGGCGUGCCCUACUGUUCGGAAUGGCCGAUGCUGGGCAUCACGGGAUCGUCGAUGUUCGGCCGGAAGCACUUCGUGGAGGUGAUACGGGAUCUGUACAACUCGCACCCUGAGGCGAAGUACAUGGGCGCCUUCGACUUCCUGCGGCCGCUCAUUGUGCUGCGUGACCCCGAGCUCAUCAAGGCCAUUGGCAUCAAGAACUUUGACAACUUCGCGGACCACAACUCCUACGUCGACGACACGGUGGAUCCGCUCUUUGGCGCCAAUCUGUUCAACAUCAGCGGGGACAAGUGGAAGGAGACGAGGAACCUCAUUUCCCCGUCUUUCUCCUCGAGCAAAAUCAAGCAGAUGUACCAACAAGUGGUCGAGUGCGCCCGGAACCUCAACUCCUACUUGGCCGAGCAGCCCAAGGACGCCCUGAGCAUGAUCGCGACCAAAGACCUCUUUACCAAGUACACGAACGACGUCGUGGCUACCUGCGCCUUCGGGAUCAAAGUAGACAGUUUGAGGAAUCCAAACAAUGAGUUCUACGUCCUCGUCAGGGAAGCCACGAACCUAGAGGGUCUCCAGUCCUUGAAGUUCUUCAUGGCUCGGGCCUUUCCCCGAGUCAUGAAGACCCUGCGCAUAAAAUUCGUGAACGACCACGUAGCCAAGUUCUUCGAAGCCAUAAUCGCCGAUGCCAUCGACACCCGAAUCGCCCAAGGUAUCAGACAGUCGGACAUACUGCAGGUGAUAAUGGACGCGAGGGACAAGAAUACGAGCAAGCACGUGAAACUCGACAUCACGAAUAUCACUGCACAGGCGUUUAUUUUCUUCUUCGGGGGCUUCGAUACCUCGUCCACCCAAAUGUGCAUCAUAGCUCACGAGUUGACGAUAAACCCCGACAUCCAGAAGCGAUUGCAAGAAGAGAUCGACCAAGUUAUGGGGCACUCGGGCGGCCAGCCCAGCUACGAGGACGUCAACUCGAUGCCGUACCUCGACGCGGUGUUCAACGAGUCGGUGCGACGGCACAGCCAGUGCUCGAUACUCGACCGGCGUUGCGUCAAGGCUUUUGAAUUUCCGCCGGCGGUGCCCGGGGCGGCGCCUUUCAUCGUCCAGCCGGGGAUGAACGUCUGGAUACCCGCGGCCGGCCUGCACAUGGACCCCAAGUAUUACGCGAAUCCAGAGGCGUUCGAUCCGGACAGGUACUUCCAGAAAAAAGUCACCAUGAACGACGUGACCAAUUUGGGUUUCGGGAUCGGGCCGCGGGCCUGCAUUGGGGUACGGUUUGCGCUUCUGGAGAUAAAGGUCCUGUUCUUCUUUCUGCUGGCCAAGUACAAUUUGGUACCAAACUCCAAGACGCGGGUGCCCUUCGAUUACAGCAGGGAUGGAUUCGUCAUCAAGCCACCUGGAGGGUUCUGGCUGGCCGUCGAGCCACGAGAUUAG